Messenger RNA from Opisthorchis viverrini, 804 nucleotides. RefSeq lists its product as hypothetical. The transcript has 8 exons. The record is from RefSeq and is a predicted model, not a curated record. Gene Ontology annotation, cellular component: mitotic spindle pole; cytoplasm; spindle microtubule. The annotation marks the transcript as partial. Gene Ontology annotation, molecular function: microtubule binding. NCBI's taxonomy places the organism in Eukaryota, Metazoa, Platyhelminthes, Trematoda, Opisthorchiida, Opisthorchiidae.
UUGAUCAGCAUGGAAGAACUGUAUGAAAAGGCUGAUGCCUUAUUUGAGCUGGAGAACUAUACUGACUGCUACAACUUGUUGGUGGAUAUUGAAGAAUGUCAUCAGGUUGCUGAUGUAUAUUGGAGAUUGGCUCGCUGCCUUUAUUAUAAGAAUCACAGUGAAGAGAAGAGACCAUCAAAAUCUCAGCUCAAAUUGGUACUUACCGAUAUACACCGCUACGCGAAAACUGGAGUUGAAUUGGAUCCCAAAAAUUCAAACUGUUGUGUUUGGUAUGGUAUAGGUGUGGACGAACUGGCCGGUUUGGAUGGUGUUCACGAGCGGCUUAAGCACUCCCCAGUUUCUCAUUACUACUGGACGAAGGCCAUUGAACUGGACCCAAACAACUUCUUAGCACACAGCGAAUUGGGGAUUUGGUACUUCAUCGUAUCUGAUGUUUCGGAGGUUAUCCGAAAAUUUGAGACGGUCUUCUACACUAGUCCCCCUAUUGCAACUUACGAGGAAUCUCUUGCAUCUCUUUUACGUUGUGAAGAAUUGUGUCCCAGACACCUGAUUCGAAAUAUGCUUUAUCUGGCAAAAUGCUACAAGGCUUUGGGGCAGUACGAUGAAUCUCUGGCCUUCUGCAAAUUAGUGAUAGAAUAUCAAGGCAGUGGUUAUGAUGUAGAGGAGCUUCUUCUGUUAGUGUCACGAACAACGCAUACCGCAAGUACUAGUAAAAGGAGAAAACCCUUCUCUGCGAACUCAUCUGUUAGCAGACAACGACUGAAGCAGUUACAAGCUAUUGGACAGAAUGAGUCUCAUAUGCAC